AUGCAGUUUCCUAUGGGCCCACCCUGCAUCUUCUUGAGGAAAGGCAUCGCUGAGAAACAGCGGGAGAGACCCCUGGGACAAGAUGAGAUUGAAGAGCUCCGAGAAGCAUUUCUUGAGUUUGACAAGGACCGAGAUGGGUUCUUCUCUUUUAAGGAUCUGGGGAGUCUCAUGAGAACAAUGGGUUACGUGCCAACAGAGAUGGAACUGACUGAACUGGGCCAACAAGUCUGCAUGAACUUGGGUGGCCAUGUAGACUUUGAGGACUUUGUGGAGCUGAUGACCCCCAAAUCCCUUGCAGAAACAGCUGGGAUGAUUGGUGUCCAGGAGAUGCGAGAUGCCUUCAAGGAGUUUGAUGCAAACGGGGAUGGGGAGAUCACUCUGGGGGAGCUGCAGCAGGCCAUGCAGAGGCUUCUGGGAGAGAAGCUCACAACCCAGGAGAUUGCUGAGGUGGUGCAGGAGGCCGACAUUAACAGAGAUGGCACUGUUGACUUUGAAGAGUUUGUGAAAAUGAUGUCUCGUCGAGGAGGUCCUAGAAGCUCCAGAUACUCUCUGCCUGGGAACAUGGAUGAAAUGCGUGUGGAGGACCGAAUCUCUGUGACCCCUUGCAUGACAGUGGGUGGGAGGGUGUAGUGGCCUUGCACAAUACGGACUGAGGUCACACUUAAGGAAGUAGCUUUGCCGGAUGGGGAUGAGAGGCAUCUAUAAAGCUAUGUAGCUUUGUAUAGCUUCAGAAAGAAGAGCCUCUGUGUGAAAUAUCAGUGGUACUAGGGCCCAGUUGCCAUUUCAAAAACACCAAAGAUUAAUGACAUCUUUUUGCUUCAUAUAGUUCUAAAUUCCUGCAACCUGCCAGAGUCCCUUCCCUAGAUUCCCCUUUACACAAAGGUCUAUCCAUGCCCCCUACAGACUUUAACCUCUGUAGGAGGGAACACACCCAUCCUGGGACUAGAAACUGGGAUCUUGUUACUGUGGGCCCAGAGAGGGUCAUUGGGAGGUGCUCCAAGGGGGGUUUUCCUGAGUUCCUGGAAGCACAGUCUGUUUUUUCUCUUGCGACCUCUCCUCUCACACACCCUCUCUUGGUGUAAGAUGCUUGGGGCGACUGAAUUAAAUCACAAAGCUGGAUUAUGAAGGCUUAGGACAAACUAAUCCUCCUUGGGGAAUUAAUCCCCCACAAAAUAUCAUGAGAGGGAGAGGGAGAGAGAGCACUACAAAUCCCCCACACAGCCAGGGGACCGCAAAGCCAUUCCCGGAAGCAGCCUGCCUGCACGGUGGUCUUCCCUGGGUUGCUGUAGAAGAUCUCUGUAUUAGAUGCAAAGUGCACUCCACCCCCAGCAUCCUGACCUUGCUCUGUGCUGGGAAACGGAAAAGAUCGUCCCUCCUCUCUUCCACCCCAGAGCAGCACACUUCAGCAAUGCACAGUUCUAAAUAAAGACUUCAUUUCACAUCUUCCUCCAAGUGUUUUCUCACUUUGAAGUCCAUUAAGUAGAUGUACAG
This is a messenger RNA of Heterocephalus glaber (naked mole-rat), 1491 nucleotides long. It is a transcript of the gene Cabp5, whose product is annotated as calcium binding protein 5. Gene Ontology annotation, molecular function: calcium channel regulator activity; calcium ion binding. Gene Ontology annotation, cellular component: cytoplasm. The record is from RefSeq and is a predicted model, not a curated record. Lineage: Eukaryota; Metazoa; Chordata; Mammalia; Rodentia; Bathyergidae.